Molecule: messenger RNA, 3077 nt
Organism: Protopterus annectens (West African lungfish)
Lineage: Eukaryota; Metazoa; Chordata; Ceratodontiformes; Protopteridae
Product: bestrophin-2-like
Exons: 9
Coding region: 50-2056 (668 amino acids)
Molecular function (GO): chloride channel activity
Source: RefSeq, a predicted model, not a curated record
UUUUCCAGCUAAAGUAGAUCUCUGGGACUCUGAUCUCCCACCUCUUGCCAUGACUGUUACGUACACAGCCCGUGUGGCGAAUGCUCGUUUCUGCAGUUUCUCUAAGCUACUGCUGCUGUGGAGGGGAAGCAUCUACAAGCUGGUGUACAAGGAGUUCUUUGUCUUCUUCAUCUCGUACAUGUCUCUCAGCAUCUCGUACAGGUUUUUAAUGAAUGAAAGCCAGAGGCGUGACUUUGAGAAACUGUCCAUCUACUGCAAUCAUUAUGCAGACAUGAUUCCCAUGUCCUUUGUGCUGGGUUUCUACGUCACACUGGUGGUGAAUCGCUGGUGGAGUCAGUAUCGCUGCAUCCCUAUGCCAGAUCGUCUAAUGUGUGCAAUCCCAUGUAUAGUCCAUGGUGGGGAUGACAGGGGGCGAAUGUACCGACGAACACUGAUGCGUUACUGCAGCUUGUCAUCACUUCUAAUAUUGCGCUCUGUCAGCACAGCAGUCUUUAAAAGAUUUCCCACUAUCGACCAUGUUGUUGAAGCAGGUUUUAUGACUCGAGAGGAACGUAAGAAGUUUGAGCAUCUUCAGUCAUCCUACAAUAAAUUCUGGAUACCGUGUGUCUGGUUCUCAAAUCUGUCCGCCCAAGCACGAAAAGAAGGACGGGUCAAAGAUGAUCACACGCUGAAACUGCUCUUGGAGGAACUGAAUGAAUUUCGUGGUAACUGCUCGCUGCUGUUUCAUUAUGAUUGGAUCAGUGUCCCCCUUGUGUAUACCCAGGUGGUGACCUUGGCUGUUUACAGUUUCUUUCUGGUGUGCUUGAUUGGAAGGCAGUUUCUUGACCCUGCGCAGGGUUACCCAGGGCACAGCCUUGACAUCUACAUCCCGGUGUUCACGCUACUGCAGUUUUUCUUCUAUGGUGGCUGGCUAAAGGUGGCUGAGCAGCUGAUUAAUCCAUUUGGAGAAGACGAUGACGACUUUGAGACCAACAGACUGAUAGACAGGAAUUUCCAGGUUUCAAUGAUGGCCGUGGAUGAUAUGUACAGUGAUCUACCAAUGAUGGAGAAAGAUCGUUACUGGAAUGAUUCGAAUCCUAGACCACCAUACACAGUUGCAACUGUUUCUCUACUACAGAAGCCUUCAUUCCAGGGGUCGACCUUUGACAUGGCGAUUCCCAAAGGAGAAAUGCAUUUCCAGCCAAUGGAAGGAAUAGAUGAGGGUGGAGAGGAAAAUGCUCGUGAAACGACACUGUUGAACCGACUGCUGACAGCAGCACCAUCACCAUCUGCCCUGACCAGUGCCAUUUCACGCUCCUCAAAGUGUCACUUCCUAAAGAGGAACAGUACCUCAUCAGAUUGCUCAGAGCUGAGUUGUCUGUGCCAGGAAACUCAAACAACCACAUGCAGCUGUACAGUUACAGGUACCCACAAACCACUGAAUGAGAUUCAAUUUGCCAUGGACCAAACGAUAACUUCACCACUGCAAAGUAAUGAGAAAGAAGCUGAGCGUUCAGUGUUUGCAUAUGAUAGGCUUGUCACAUCUUCUGAUGAGUCCCAAAACAGCCUUCAGGAGAUCAAAACUCAGCUGGAAAGAGAUCUUUCUUUAGUCAGUGAUACUCCAAAACAAGACUUUGCCAAUAUAGUACCUCUGAACAAACAUUGUUACGAACAGCCAAUAACCACCUCUGACAUGUCUGUUGGUCUUAAGAAUGAGGUAGAGAGUCAUGACCUCCUUUUAGGAUCUUGUGGUGGUUCUAAUUACAGCAACCAUGUUGGAAUUGAGCAGACACAAAAUGUACCCAUUGCCUCUCCUGAAAGCAACAGUCAUGUUAGUGUGACUGAGUGGACCAAAGCUGUACCAGUUGCACCUUUAAUAGACACCUCUGACUCACCUUCCCGAAACAUUUUAAGCAGUUUAAAUGGUCUUAGCAAGUAUCCAGAUGUACUUUGCCUCUCUCAGGAAGCAGAUAAUGAUUCUUCAGCUGGAAAGCCUUUGCUUUUUCCAGAGUAUGUGAAUACACUAGCAUUAGGAAAUGUUGCAGUUCCAACAGAAAAUAUUCCCAUAGCUGUGUGAGGAAGAAUGCUUGAUGACCUGAGUUAGUAGUAUGUUAAUGUAAUUGUAGUUCCUGGUUGUAGUACUUACAUUUUCACAAGACAGACUUCCUCACAACUUUGAAAUUUUUUUUUUAGCCUAGAAUGGCCUGGUUCCUUUUUGAUGCGUUGAAGUGUACCUAUUCUUCUGUUUCCAAUCAGUUUUGUGCUUCUAACAUUCUUGAGAAGCUGUACAGUGUGUAAGCUUGUCUUUUAGUUUGGGGGGGGGCAGCAUAUAUGUUGAGUAAGCUCCGACACAUGGAAUGGAAACAUUAUGCUUGGAUAGUACCACACCUCAAAAAGAAUGAGGCUUGAACUUGAAGACCUAUUCUCAUUUGGUUAUGCACACAGUAAAAAGCCUUACUGCAGUUGUGAAAUUAUUUCAGGUUAGCAUUUUUUUUUUAGUUUAAAAAUUAACUUCUGGCUUUGAGUAGUUCAGAAGGUUAGUCUUUAGUUAGAUUUAGCUGUUGCAAGUUUUUAUGUCUAUUUUAUAAUUACCAUUUUAAUGUUCAGUGGGCUAUUGUUAGUAUCUUAAUAUUGUUCAUGAUUUCUUUUAUGACUUAAUUUCUUACCCCGUGUAGAUCUGGAGAUAGGAAGUUGAGAGAACUUUUUGGAUGCUCAUAGAUGCCCUUGGGGCAGCUGUGACAAAUGUGGUGUUGCAUUCCCAUUGCUUGAGCAGCUAUGCAACAUGCGCCUGCUGUCAUUAGUAAUUUACCUGUUCCGUCCACAAGUUGCUAUAUAGUACUUUGUUUUUUAGCUUGCAUGUGUGCUGUGUAGUUUUUGUUUCUUGUAUUCAAUGCAUGAUUUAAUGGAAUUGUAUAUGGAUGUAACACUUGGGACACUGACUAAAUGGUGCAACUUAGCCUUAAUAUUUUAAUGUCACUGGGGCAGUUGAUGGGAUCCAUUUAAAAAUGUUCACUUAAACUUACUUUUUUCAUUGUUUGACACAUGCAUAGAAAAUGUAUUUGCUUUAGGAAUACAAUUAUACCAAAUGGAAUGGUGAA